Molecule: messenger RNA, 2774 nt
Organism: Echinops telfairi (small Madagascar hedgehog)
Lineage: Eukaryota; Metazoa; Chordata; Mammalia; Afrosoricida; Tenrecidae
Gene: SIRT4
Product: sirtuin 4
Exons: 3
Coding region: 425-1516 (363 amino acids)
Molecular function (GO): NAD+ binding; NAD-dependent protein lysine deacetylase activity
Source: RefSeq, a predicted model, not a curated record
CUGGAGCCCCAGGGUCCAGUGCAAGCUUGUGUGAUCAGCUCCUGAAUUUCCUCGCAUCCUUCGAAAGGUCCUAGUGGAUUCAUCGAGAAGACCGACUGUCAGCACGCUGUGCUUGUGGGUGGGUGGAAGAAAGGGGGUCACCAGGACCUUUAUUUCCAUCACCAUCAAGAGAAACCCUUGACCCUGUAGCUGCUGCCCCCCAGCUAACGCCUUCAUCCACCCCAACCCUGGACAACCACUAGUCUACUAGACCAUAGACAUUUGCCCUGUCUGUGCAUUCCAUAUAAGUGCAGCCAUCCGUGGGCUCCACUUAUCCUAAUGAUUUCAGUAUUCAUCCACCCCAUCGUGGGUAGGAAUACUUUUCGCAGCCCGAAGCGAUUCCGUUAUCUCAACAGGCCACGUUUGUUUAUCCAUCCAUCAGUUAAUGCUUGGCUUAUAUGUAGUUUUUGUUGUUGAAAAUAUGCACAGCCCUUUGUGGUUUGAAAACCUAGUUUCUCAAUUGCGGUUGUUUUUUGUUUUUCUUUUACCAGUCUUACCGACAUAUACAUUUUGUUUUGUUUCUCCUAGAAUAAAGAUGAGCUUUGGGUGGACUGUCAGGUCAGCGCCAGGUCGCUGGACCACCCUAAGCCCCAGCAGUCGGGGCGCACACGGAUCGACUGGGUUAUUUGUGCCCUCUAGUCCCCCUGUGGACCCUGAGAAGGUCAAAGAGCUGCAGCGCUUCAUCAGCCUUUCCAAGAGGGUCUUGGUGGUGACCGGGGCGGGCAUCUCCACGGAGUCGGGCAUCCCAGACUACCGGUCCGAGGGCGUGGGGCUGUACGCUCGCACCGACCGCAGGCCCAUCCAGCACAAGGACUUCGUGCGGAGUGCGCCCAUCCGCCAGCGCUACUGGGCCCGAAACUUCGUGGGCUGGCCGCGCUUCUCCUCCCACCUGCCCAACCCGGCGCACUGGGCGCUGAGCAACUGGGAGCGACUGGGCAAGCUGUACUGGCUGGUGACCCAGAACGUGGAUGCCUUGCACACGAAGGCGGGGAGCAGGCGCCUGACCGAGCUCCACGGGUGCAUGCACAGGGUGCUGUGCCUGGCCUGCGGCGAGCAGACUGCCCGCGGACAGCUACAGGGGCGCAUGGCCGAGCUGAACCCCACCUGGAGCGCGGAGGCCCACGGCCUGGCUCCCGACGGCGAUGUCUUCCUCACAGAGGGGCAGGUGCAAAGCUUCCAGGUCCCAGCCUGUGCUCGGUGCGGAGGGCUCCUGAAGCCAGAUGUCGUCUUCUUCGGGGACACGGUGAACCCGGGCAAGGUUGACUUUGUGCACCAGAGGGUCAGAGAAGCCGAUGCCCUCUUGGUGGUGGGAUCAUCCUUGCAGGUAUACUCGGGCUAUCGGUUCAUCCUCACUGCCCAAGAGAAGAAGCUGCCAAUCGCCAUACUCAACAUCGGGCCCACCCGGUCGGACCCGUUGGCGUGUCUGAAACUAGAUUCUCGCUGUGGCGAGCUGCUGCCUCUGAUCGACCCGCACUGAGCCCAGGCUGAUGUUCCUAAGCCAGACACUGGGCCUUCCACUUGAGUGCAACGCAGUAAAGGUAAAUGCCUCCUCAGCCACCAGACUCCAGCUGAGAGUCGCAGCCGCAGACAAAAUACAGAAGGCUGUAGGAUCCUCCACGCUACCACAAAGGUUGGGGGUUUGAGGCCACCCAGAGGUGCCUUGGAAGAAAGGUUUGGGAAUCCUUCCCCCCCAAAGGCAACCAUUCAAGAUGCUAUGGUGCCUCGAUGAACAACUGCCUCCUUCGCCAGGGCACCAGAAGACCAGUGUUGGGGUACAGGGGUACCCCAACGGGCCCUCAGGAGUGACUUUGCGAUUGUGGGAACUAUUAAAUACAGGCAGACAGACAAUGGGGCACAGGGGCUCCUCGCCCCAUGUCAGGAUUGAGGGUAAAUGUAUAGAAUGGGGCUCACAGAUCCUUGAUAAGGCAUGCACACCCUAUAGCUAACAUGUAGGCAGUCAGUGGGUGAUAUCUUAAGUGGGUAACAAUAAACAGACAAUGAGGCGAGUCGGCGUCUUGAACUAGUGCUAGUUGACUCUGAACAACCCCCCCCCCCCCCAAGCCAGGGGUAGUAAUCUCUGCUCAGUAUCAGCAAGAGACAUCAAGCUAGCUUGCUGAACCUGCUUGCUCUUAUCUACAGGUAACGGUCAGGCAUGGUGAAGUAGCCAGACACAGAAAUGAUGUGUCUAUGAUGGAGAGCUAUUGUGGGGGGUUGGGGUGGGGGGCACGUUAUUCUGCCUGGAGAACGUCCAUUUGAAAACAUUUCUAUCUCGGGACCAUGGAAAUCUUUCUCAAAAUAGGGCUAAUUUUCCGUGCCCCUGGUUGCGAGUGUAUUAAUAUGGUCAAAUGCUUUCUACCAAGUCCUCAGUUUACCACAGACCAGUUUACCCCUGGUGGCCAUUAUCGAAUCUUUUGAACAAAGAUUCACUAGAAGAAUCCUGAUCAAAAGGGGGUGGAGGAACAGAACAGAGGUGAAAAAGUUUCACCGAAUCUAGUAAAGAAGGUCAGCCGAACUAGCUAUGUGACAUAAAUUGACAGUAGCAAUCAGUCGAUGGGAACCCCGAGGGGCAGUAAGUUCAUAUGUUAAUGAGGGAGGAACAGGACUCGGAAUAGCAGGGGGAAACUGUUCCCCCAUUCCAAGUUUGUAACCAGUGACAGAUGGUUAUGUGUGGACAGUCGACUUGGUCUGUUUGGCUAUGUCUGUUCUAACCAAAUAAAAUAAUUAAAAUAGAUAAA